AUGGACAUGGAACCAGCAGUAUGGGCUCCUGGCCUCCGACUCCCAGUUGAGUAUGCGUCUGCUGAGAUAUAUGAUAGCUGCCUUCAAACAUACGUCGCUGCAAGCUCUAGGGUAGAAUAUGGACAGCUGGUUCAGUUUUCAUCAGCCACACCGAAUGAUCCGAUGGAGAAAGCAUCACGAGAAUUUCAGGUUGAUUUCCACAACAUGGAAAUGAACAUCUACAGCAAUCCGAUCCAUGUGUUCGAGAAAGCCGCGCGUGAGUUCAAGUUCGACGUCGACAUGAUGAAGAUGAAGAUGCACCGGUACCCAGCAAGAAUUCGAUCCCUCGGUGAACUCUACACGGCUCCCAUGACGGUGUCGAUCGGCCCAUACCACCACGGCCGCGACCACCUGAAGGCGGCGGAGAAGGUGAAGCACGUGGCUGCCUACCACUGCAUCAUGGAGUCAGGCCGCCCAGCUGAGGAGGUCUACCAGGCAGUCCUCGCCGUCGCUGGCUACGCCCGGAGCCUUUACGACGGGAACGUGGUGGACGGCAUCGGUGACGACGUGUUCCUGCCCAUGAUGUUCUACGACGCUUGCUUCCUGGUGCAGUACAUGCUCACCUGCACCGACGCCGGCCUUGCCCAUAUGGACCCGGCGCUGCGCAGCUUCUUCGACGCCAACGACAACGACGUCUACCACGCCAUCAUGCAGCUCGAGAACCAGCUCCCAUGGCCGGUGGUCAGGGCCGUCAUGAGGUUCAGGCCCGUGCCAUUGAAGGAGCUCGUCGCUUCCCUGCGAGGCUGUCUGCAGGACCGCAAGGACCGGCACGAGAAGCCGUUCGUCAUGGACGACACCUACGAGCCGCCGCACCUCCUCGGCCUCCUCCGGUACUACAUCGUCGGAAGAAGCGACGUCAAGCUGCCAGCCCUACCGGAGACCGAGUCCAUGUCCUUCUCCGUGAGCGCCAUCGAGCUCGCCGAGAUCGGCAUCACGCUGACAGCCAGCAAGACUACUGAGCUCGUCCACAUGGGCGUCAACAAGAAAGGGAACCUCUUUGCUGAGCUCUCCCUAGCGCCGCUGUCGCUGGACGACACGCGCGCCAGCGUGCUCCUCAACAUGGCGGCUCUGGAGCUGUGCGUGACCUCCAGCUUCCACGACGCCGACGACGAGGCGUCGGCCGUCUGCUCGUACCUGCUCCUCCUCGGCAUGCUCGUGGACAGGGAGGAGGAUGUUCACGAGCUGCGGGCAAGGCGCGUCCUACAGGGAAGAGGAGGGCUCACCAAUAGCAAGGCGCUCGGCUUCCUGACCAGCGUCCAGGGACUGCGCCUUGGGUCACGCUACGUCCGCACCAUGGAGGAGAUCGAGGACUACAAGGUGAACAGGAGGACAAGGACCAAACUGCACGCGUUUGUUUACAGGAAUGUGGAAGUCAUCGUCGCGGUCAUCUCCGCCAUUGCUGCGCUUGUCAGUAUCAUCGGCACAAUCAGGUCUCUCAAAUCUCGAUAG
Messenger RNA from Miscanthus lutarioriparius, 1488 nucleotides. NCBI's taxonomy places the organism in Eukaryota, Viridiplantae, Streptophyta, Magnoliopsida, Poales, Poaceae. The record is from the annotation of a GenBank genome assembly.